Messenger RNA from Stegastes partitus (bicolor damselfish), 4735 nucleotides. It is a transcript of the gene atn1, whose product is annotated as atrophin 1. Gene Ontology annotation, molecular function: transcription corepressor activity. The record is from RefSeq and is a predicted model, not a curated record. Lineage: Eukaryota; Metazoa; Chordata; Actinopteri; Pomacentridae. The transcript has 11 exons. The coding region runs from base 1 to 4191 and encodes 1396 amino acids. Gene Ontology annotation, cellular component: nucleus.
AUGGAUGUGUUACCGCUGCUGGCGCUCUGUGAGUUUGUUUCAAAGAGAAGCUUUGCUGUGCAGCUGAAUGGAGAUCUGACGCUGGAGGUGCACGGCUCCUCCUCCUCACAGCUCCUCAGUGUGGCUUCAGGAGAUCGCACCUGUCCGCCUCACCUGGCAGAGUCCACUAGAGGAGCUGCUGAGGAGUUGGCAGCCAAUCGCUUCAGUCGCAGAUCGCAGGGCCAUGAUUCAUCGGAGAGCGAAGGGGAGGAGCUUGUGUCUCCUCCGAAGAGGCAGAAAGUUCAGGAUUCGGCCUCGACUCCCAACCCUCCCACAUCGACACACUCCACCGACAGCUCGGCUCCUUCCACUGUCCCGCCCCCAACCUCUGCUGCCAGCCAAUGCCGCGAGAGCGACAACGAGGACGGCCAGUCGCAGGGCAGCAGAAGUUCUGUGGUGGGCAGCCUGGCCAAUAGCAGCAGCAGUCUGAGCAGCGGGCGGGACAUCGACCAGGACAACCGGUCGUCCUCCCCCAGCCUGUCGGCCUCCCCCCUGGGCAGCCUGGACUCAGACUCGGAUGGACCCGACUCACCCAAGCAGGGUGACAAAGGGAAGGAAGGCAAGGUGUCAGGGGAGGACAGGAGGCGGGGGGAGGAGUCUUGUGGAGACGAAAAGAGAGACGUGGACGCCCGAUUGGAGGACUGUCCGACCCUGAAGCCCCCCUCCACCCCUUGCUCCACCCCGUCUGCCGACAGGAAGUCUUUCUUCUCCCUCGACUCCAAGCUCAUGUGUAAAGUCGAGUAUGGCAGCGGUGAAGCGGUCCUCAGCGGCGGCAGGAUGACCUCCAAAGCCAGUUCUCAGUGCAUCACCAAGACGACCAUCUCCGGGACAGAUUUCCCCCACAACAGCCCCAACCUGCCCCACCCCCUGCCCCCACCGCUGCCCCCUCCUCCGGCCCUGAAGCCCCUGGAAUUCGGCGGGCAGGUGGAGGUGAAGGCUGAGCGAGACAAACCGGACAAACCAGACAAACUGCUGGACAAAGCCCAGUCUGCACCCCCCUCGCUGCUGCCCCAGACUCCCCCUCAGGCCCCUGCCCACCACUACAGCGCCCCCGGCUGGCAAGGUGGCACGGCAACCGGUUGCCAGGGGAGCUGGGGCUAUUCCCGUUACCCUGGCAACCACCACCCGCCACAGCCCCCAGUGCAGCAGCAGCAGCUUCCCUCCGUCUACAAUCCCCCCUCUGCCCGACACUCUGCCUCCCACCCCUCUUACCUUCCUCACCCUCACCCCCAUCCCCACAGGGAGUACCUGCCCAGGUACACUGGAGGAGGGGGGGACCGAGAGAGGGGCGCGGCAGGAGACAGGGAGCGGGGAGUGAGGUUCCACAAGGUUCUGGACCGUGGCAGCGGGAACUCGUGCGCCCGUAGCGAUGUCCUCUUUGUCCCGCUGGACGGAUCCAAACUGUGGAAGAAGAGGAAUGAGAUGAUCGAACGGGCUCGCAGGGAGGUGGAGCAGCGAGCCCGAGACCUGAGAGAGAAAGAGCGGGAACGAGAGAGGGAACGUGAACGUGAGCGUGAGUUGGACCGACACCUGCAGCAGCAGAAGGACAUAGGCGCUGCUGGCGGCGCUCGCCAGGCCUCCUCGCUCUUCUUCCCCUCAUCGUCCUCCAUCAUCCUUGACCCUUCAUCGUCCUCUUCCUCGGCCAACCCCGUCUCCCACCCCCCUCCUCACCCCCAGCACCACCCCUCACACCCCCACGCUCACCUGCCUCCGACACACCACCUCCAUCCCUCAUUGUCCCACUCCAUCCCCCACUCUCUGCUGCUGCCCCCCAUGGGCGGAGCUUCAGCCGUGGUUGGCGGCCCUCAGGGGGCCCUGGGGAUUGGUUUAGGAGGUCCAUAUUUGGGCCCUGACACCCCAGCACUGAGGACUCUCAGUGAAUACGCCCGCCCCCACGCCAUGUCUCCGCUGGGGGCAGCGAGUCGAGCCCAGGCGCACCAUCCUCAGGUGCACCACGGACACCCCCACGUCCACCCAUCCUUCUUCCUGCCUCAAUUCCAGAACCAUGCUCUGGGCCACCCCCACCACCUGCCCACUGAUGCAGCCACAGCAGCAGCCAUCCUGGGCUUCCUGUACGGCGGCAGCCUAGAGGGGGGUCCGGGUAUGGGGGGCCACCCCGCUGUGGCCGGGGGCCCAAUGCCUGGGGGCCUUGGGGCUGCAGGGUUGGGAGGAGUGGGUUUCCCUCACGCGGUGGCGGCACAUCGAGACCGGAUAAAGCCGGGCUUUGAGUUUAAGAGCGAUGAGCGCGUUUACCCACCCGGGUCAAUCCCAGACCCCGCGGCGCUGGCCCUUGCUCACUCGCACUCGCACGCCCACGUCAACACUCACACACAUGCUCACUCCCUGCUUCUGGGAGGUGGAGCCGCAGGAGCCAAUGAGGUGUCGCUGUACGGCACUCCUCCCCCCCCAGCUCCACCUGCACCCCCCCACCUCCAGAACCCGACCCUGGCCCCAGUGGCCCGUCCACCCAACCCUCCUGCCCCCCAGUCCCUGUCCAAUCCACCCCCUUCCUCUCUCCUGNCCCGAACUCCUCAAACCGGGACUUCCCCCCCACCAUGGAGCAGACCCCUCCCUCCGGACCGGACCACUUCCACAGAGAUUACCCCCCCGCUCCCGCUGGGCCGCCCCCCACCACUGGCACCAACCGGGAGGGGGGCACAGCACCCUCACCCGCCUCACCCCCACUACCAGCCCAGAGACAGAGAGCGGGACUCAAACCUGCGGGAGGCACCACUGUACCAGAACCGGGGGGGUCCAAAUCAACCUCCUGCUCUGUCCCCCCCCUCCUCCUCCUCCUCGUCCUCUUCCUCCAGCCAUCAUGGACACAACGCUCCCUACCCGCCCCCUCCACCUCAGUCCUCCCAUGCCCAGCCCCCCUCUUCCGGUGUGGCUCCUAGCGUGCGCCCUGCCCACUACCAGUCCUCUGCCCAGACCCCCCCCACCCCACUGUCCCCCCUGCCAAGCCCGUCCACCAAUCAGAUGGGGGCAUUCUCCUCUUUCCCUCCAGGCUCCUCCUCCUCCUCCUCGGCGCCCCCCCUCCCUGCUCCAGGUGUGUCCUCCAGCUGCUCACCUGGGUGUCGGCCAUCUUCUUUCCACAGCACAUUGAACAGCCACGCCCCUUUCAGUGGGACGUACCACUCUAACGGAGGCGGUGGCGGGAACAUGGCUAACAGCAGCAGCAACAGUAGCGCAGCCAAUAGCAGCAACUCACAGUCCCUGUCACCUCAGAGCGCCGUGAAAGCCCCGCCACCCCUAAGUAAUGCCAACAGCAGCGUCCCAACACCAAGUGCUGGACCUGCCCUCCCCACCGGAGACGGACACUCAGAUUCAGGCCCACCCCCCACUCUUGUCAUCAAGGAAGAACCAAUAGAAGACAGGGAGGAGAAUGAGAGCCCGCCGCCAGUGCUGAGAAGCCCCUCCCCUGAGCCAAAACCUGUGGACAUUCCUAUACACGCCAGCCAAUCAGCACGGGCCGCCCCCCCUGAGAACUACCCCACCCCAACUCGCUCUCCCACCUCAUACGAGCGUGAGCGGAACCGGGACCGAGACCGAGACCGAGACCGGGACCGGGCAGCGCUGCCACCAUUCACAGAGCGAGAAAGAGAACGAGAACGGGAACGAGAGCGAGGAGGCAGCGGGGGAGGCAACGGGGCAGGAGCGGGCAGCGGAGGCGGGACAGGAGGGGCGGGAGGGGCAGGAGAGAACCUAGGCCGUCUCCAGAUGUUGAACGUGACGCCGCAUCAUCACCAGCACUCACACAUCCACUCACAUCUGCACCUGCACCAGCAAGACACAGCGGCGGGCGGGGUUCACCCCCUGAUGGACCCGUUGGCGUCGGGGUCUCCUUUGGCUCGCCUCCCCUACCCCGGGGCCACGCUCGGCACCCCCAUCCUGGCUCACCCCCUCACUGACAGCGAGGUGCUCCGCCAGCAGCUGUUCGGUGCUCCGUUCCGUGACCUGCCCCAGACGUCCUCCCUCAGCGGGCCCAUGUCAGCCGCCCACCAGCUGCAGGCCAUGCAGCAGGCCCAGAGCGCAGAGCUGCAGAUCCAGAGACUGGCCCUGGAACAGCAGUGGAUCCACCACCACCACCACUCCCUCACCCAGGACGAGUACUACAGCCACCUGAAGAAGGAGAGCGAUAAGACCCUGUGAGGGGGCAGCACGGACUAAAGCAGGAGGUCCAACACAGAAACGAAAGCACUGAAACCACGAAGAACAAAGACUCAAACUGAAGCUGAUGGACGAAGAAUUCAGCAGAUCUGAAGCAUCGGCGGCUUGAGGACGUUUUGUAUCGUGCUCUGUACAGUACAUUAGAUUUGAAGUACAGUUUGUGUAAAAUACUUGAAGGAAUGUGUACAUGAGUCUUUUCUGUCAUUGCAUGUAGCUUUAGGCGCUUCUUCUGAACUGGUGGAACUUUGGUUCUUUUAGUACCGACCCCCUCUUUUGUACUGAGGGUUCUAUAUGCAUGAGACCAGCAGUUUAGUGUUCUGUUUCCGAUCAAUAGUAUUGUUCUUCUGAUUAAUGUCGUCUGUUCGUUGAUGAUGAUAUAAUUAUAUAUACAGCACAUAUUAUUUGUAUUAUUUUUUUACAUUUUCAUGGUAUGGCAGUCGGUUUUUAUUUUUGAUUUGACUUGUGAAACAAGAUGCAAACGAAGGCAAAAAAUCUGGAAAUAAAUUAUAAUCUUUUUUUUUGCUAC